Messenger RNA from Sceloporus undulatus (fence lizard), 1448 nucleotides. RefSeq names its product RNA binding motif protein 34 (gene RBM34). NCBI's taxonomy places the organism in Eukaryota, Metazoa, Chordata, Lepidosauria, Squamata, Phrynosomatidae. Gene Ontology annotation, cellular component: cytosol. Gene Ontology annotation, molecular function: mRNA binding. Bases 118 to 1383 code for a protein of 421 amino acids. The record is from RefSeq and is a predicted model, not a curated record. The transcript has 11 exons.
AGGGCCGCCUGAGGCUGGGCCUUUGGCGGGAGGCCUCCCACUCCCACUUCCGGCUCCUCCUCCAGGAAAAGGCCGCGUCGCUCUUAGUCUUGAGGCCUAGCUGAGCAGGAGGCGGCGAUGGGGCCCCGCAAGGCCUUGCCGGGGAAAGGGAAAAAACAUGAGAAAGAUGCUGUUGGUGAAUCAAAUGAGGGCUACUUUGUGGGGCAAGUGGCUAACAGCCUGUUUCAGAAUAAGCCCACAACAUCUAGUACACGUCCUUUGUUACAACUGUUCAGUGCUUCUGCAGCUGAAACACAGCCAGUAUAUGUUGCUGUGCCAAAAGAAAACAAAAAACGCAAGCAUGCAGAAGAGGAAAUGGCUGCAAAAGUUCAUAGCUCAUCUACUAACAUACAGCCUUUGAAAAAAAUGAAGAAAAUUAGCAAAAAGAAAUUUUCUCCAGCAGAGAAAAUGCUGUCAAACAGGGAAUUUGCUUUGGAACAAGCAGAUGAAGAAGAGGAGGAAAAAGAAAUAAAAAUUAAACAAAAGUUGAAAAAUAGACAUUCUCAACUGGUUACCAAGUAUCCCUCAACUUCAGAUGAAUAUGCUAGAAUAAAACAAAAGAAAACACAAAUCACUAAGGCUGAGGAGAUGCUAAAAAAUAAGAGGACACUUUUUGUGGGAAACUUACCUGUUAGUUGUACAGCACAGAUGCUGAAGACAUUUUUCAAAGAAUAUGGACAAAUCGAAUCAGUUCGUUUUCGUUCUGUGAUUCCAGCUGAAGAUACUCUGACAAAGAAAAUGGCAGCUAUAAAGCGAAAAUUGCAUCCAAACAUGAAAUAUAUUAACGCUUACGUCGUUUUCAAGGAAGAAUAUGGUGCUAAUAAUGCCUUAAAAUGUAAUGGCACUGAAUUUACCAGUGGAUUUCACAUCAGAGUCGAUCUUGCUUCACAAUCCACGUGUCAUGAUAACAAGAGAUCAAUAUUUGUGGGCAACCUCCCUUAUGAUAUUGAUGAUGAUACUGUAAGAAACCAUUUCUCUGAAUGUGGAAGUGUAACGAGUGUACGAAUUGUGAGAGAUCGCAACACAGGCACUGGCAAAGGAUUUGGUUAUGUUCUGUUUAAGACUACAGAUGCUGCACACCUUGCGCUGAAACUAAACAACUCUGAACUGAAAGGAAGAAAGCUAAGAGUGCAACGCUGUGUUGAGAAAGAAAAAACACAACAGAUAUGUUCACACAAUGUGAAGAGCCCAGUUAGACUGAAAUAUACAAAGGCUUCUUCACUGAAAAAUGCAAGAGGAUGCUCUAAUAAUUCCUUUGCUGGUGAGAAAGCAGUCCCACUGAAAAAGAGCAAAAAAGGAAAACCAAAAAACAGUAUGAAGAAAAAACUGAAAAAACCCAAAUGAAACUUCUAUAUUACAAAUUUUGAAUUGUAUUUUUAAAUAAAUUUUAUUUCAUGGUUUCAUGGUUA